AUGACUGAGCUGAGUGCCCAAGUUAAAGGCUCUCUCAACAUCACCACCCCUGGCAUCCAGAUAUGGAGGAUCGAGGCCAUGCAGAUGGUACCUGUUCCCUCCAACACCUACGGGAACUUCUUCGAGGGAGACUGCUAUGUCAUCCUGGCUACCCACAAGACGAGCAACAACCUGUCCUACGACGUCCACUUCUGGAUCGGCCAGGCCUCGUCCCAGGACGAGCAGGGGGCGGCCGCCAUCUACACCACCCAGAUAGAUGACUUCCUGAAAGGCAAGGCCGUCCAGCACCGCGAGGUCCAGGGCAACGAGAGCGAGACCUUCCGAGGCUACUUCAAGCAGGGCCUGGUCAUCCAGAAGGGAGGCGUGGCUUCUGGCCUGAAGCAGGUGGAGACCAACUCCUAUGAAGUCCGCCGGCUGCUGCACGUCAAGGGGAAGAGGAACGUGGUGGCUGGAGAGGUGGAGAUGUCCUGGACAAGUUUCAACCGAGGGGACGUUUUCCUCCUGGACCUUGGGAAGCUUAUUAUCCAGUGGAACGGGCCGGAGAGUAACCGCAUGGAGAGACUCCGGGGCAUGACUCUGGCCAAGGAGAUCCGAGACCAGGAGCGGGGCGGGCGCACCUACGUGGGUGUGGUGGAUGGGGAAAACGAGUCGGCAUCCCCAAAGCUGAUGGAGAUCAUGAACUACGUGCUGGGCCAGCGUCGCGAGCUGAAGGCGGCUGUGCCGGACUCGGUGGUGGAGCCGGCACUCAAGGCCGCCCUCAAGUUAUACCACACGUCUGACUCGGGGGGGAAGAUGGUGGUGAGGGAGAUCGCCACGCGGCCACUCACGCAAGACUUGCUCAGUCACGAGGACUGCUACAUCCUGGACCAAGGGGGCCUGAAGAUCUUCGUGUGGAGGGGGAAGAAUGCCAACGCCCAGGAGAGGAAGGAGGCCAUGAACCAGGCGCUGAACUUUAUCAAAGCCAAGCAGUACCCGCCGAGCACGCAGGUGGAGGUGCAGAACGACGGGGCUGAGUCGGCCGUCUUCCAGCAGCUCUUUCAGAAGUGGACGGUGCCCAACCGGACCUCAGGCCUGGGCAAAACCCACACCGUGGGCUCCGUGGCUAAGGUGGAGCAGGUGAAGUUCGACGCCACGUCCAUGCACGUCCAGCCUCAGGUGGCUGCCCAGCAGAAGAUGGUGGAUGACGGGAGUGGGGAUGUGGAGGUGUGGCGCAUUGAGAACCUGGAGCUGGUGCCUGUGGAGUCCAGGUGGCUGGGCCACUUCUUCGGGGGUGACUGCUACCUGCUGCUCUAUACCUACCUGAUCGGCGAGAAGAAGCACUACCUGCUCUACAUCUGGCAGGGCAACCAGGCCAGCCAGGAUGAAAUCGCGGCUUCAGCCUAUCAAGCUGUGAUCCUGGACCAGAAGUACAACGACGAGCCGGUCCAGAUCCGGGUCUCGAUGGGCAAGGAGCCGCCCCACCUCAUGUCCAUCUUCAAGGGACGCAUGGUGGUCUACCAGGGAGGCAGCUCCCGAGACAACAACAGCCUGGACCCUGCAACAACCACGCGGCUGUUCCAGGUCCGGGGCACAGGCAUUAACAACACCAAAGCCUUCGAGGUGCCGGCCCGGGCCACGUCCCUCAACUCCAACGACGUCUUCAUCCUUAAGACCCCGUCCUGCUGCUACCUGUGGUGUGGGAAGGGCUGUAGCGGGGACGAGCGGGAGAUGGCCAAGAUGGUUGCUGACACCAUUGCCCGGACGGAGAAGCAGGUGGUGGUAGAAGGGCAGGAGCCGGCCAACUUCUGGAUGGCUCUGGGUGGGAAGGCCCCCUACGCCAACACCAAGAGACUGCAGGAGGAAAACCUGGUCAUCACCCCCCGGCUCUUCGAAUGCUCCAACCAGACCGGGCGCUUCCUGGCCACGGAGAUCCCCGACUUCACUCAGGACGACCUGGAAGAGGAAGAUGUGUUCCUGCUGGACGCCUGGGACCAGGUCUUCUUCUGGCUUGGGAAGCACGCCAAUGAGGAGGAGAAGAGGGCGGCAGCCGUCACCGCACAGGAGUACCUCAAGACCCACCCCAGCGGCCGCGACCCCGAGACCCCCAUCAUCGUGGUGAAGCAGGGCCACGAGCCCCCCACCUUCACGGGCUGGUUCCUGGCGUGGGACCCCUUCAAGUGGACUAACGCCAAAUCCUAUGAGGACCUGAAGGCGGAGAUCGGCUACUCUGGGGACUGGAAUGAGAUCUCUACUGAGGUCACAAACCCCAGCGUGGACGUGUUCAACGCCUACACCAGCCUUAGUUCCGGGCCUCUGCCCAUCUUCCCCCUGGAGCAGCUGGUGAACAAGCCUGCGGAAGACCUCCCUGACGGGGUGGACCCCAGCCGGAAGGAGGAGCACCUGUCUGUUGAAGAUUUCACCAAGGCCUUGGGGAUGACUCCGGCUGCCUUCUCCGCCCUGCCUCGAUGGAAGCAACAGAACCUCAAGAAAGAGAGAGGACUGUUCUGAGAAGCAGAAUUGGGGUUGGAAAGCAGUGCCCUACCUUGCUUUUAGGGGUUCCUUGCCUUUAUUACUGGGAUUAGUCCUUUGCCGGUUGAAGUGAAGUUUUAAAUUGUACCUGUGAGCAGCAGGCUUGCAAUGGCAUUUUUGCUUAGUAAUCGACACAUUCCUUUAGAAAGACGCCGGGUCUGCAGGGAGCCUGUGGUCCAGCGGUGGCUGUGAAGGUGCUGUUUCUAUCCUGGGGUGUUGCAUCGCUGUGACCAUCCAGUGCAGGGCGUUCCCUUCCUAGACAAGCGAACACUCCACGCACCAUCAGAGUUUGGAGGCCCCGCUCUAGCUGCUUCUCCAUCAUGAUUCAUUGUUAUCCACGGCAGACGGGCAGAAGCAGCUUGCAAUUUAUUUUUUCCAGGAUAACGGCUUCUCCUUCUCCCAUACACCUUUACUGCCUUGCUCGGGUGGUCAGUGAACGAGGAGGACCCCUUCUUUGAAGGACAGUUAAAUGGGCUAGGAGACUGCUCUCUUGGGUUUCACAAUGCUCACCAGCUCACUGUAGCCAGAGCACAACACAGCCCCUGGGCGGAGGCUGGAGGCCUACAGGCAGGCAGGCGCCGCCCCGCCACUGUUACUCCUGCCCCCUCCUGGUGCUCUGCACAGGACCGCAGAGGAAGAGCUAAGGCCACUGCUGGGCUUACCACGGGUCAUCCCGAAGCCCCUGGAAAGCUUCCACAGGCUCCUCAGCUGACAACCAGGCACUCGGUGGUGACUUCAGCCAAACCCCGGUCUGAAGUUCGUUUCCUCUGAGGAGUCAGAGUGCUGCAUCAAGUGCAGGUGGCCACAGCUUCACAGCGGGCUGCGGAGUGUCUGCAGGAGUGUGUCCUCAGAAAUGACAGCCGCGCGAACAGGUUAAUAAAGGCUUUAAUUUC
Lepus europaeus (European hare) is the source of this 3401-nucleotide messenger RNA. RefSeq names its product villin 1 (gene VIL1). The coding region runs from base 1 to 2487 and encodes 828 amino acids. The transcript has 19 exons. Gene Ontology annotation, molecular function: actin filament binding; phosphatidylinositol-4,5-bisphosphate binding. Gene Ontology annotation, cellular component: cytoplasm; actin cytoskeleton; lamellipodium. Gene Ontology annotation, biological process: barbed-end actin filament capping; regulation of lamellipodium morphogenesis; actin polymerization or depolymerization. NCBI's taxonomy places the organism in Eukaryota, Metazoa, Chordata, Mammalia, Lagomorpha, Leporidae. The record is from RefSeq and is a predicted model, not a curated record.